This is a messenger RNA of Mercenaria mercenaria, 1290 nucleotides long. Its product is annotated as clumping factor B-like. The transcript has 2 exons. Bases 1 to 1290 code for a protein of 429 amino acids. The record is from RefSeq and is a predicted model, not a curated record. NCBI's taxonomy places the organism in Eukaryota, Metazoa, Mollusca, Bivalvia, Venerida, Veneridae.
AUGGGUUCUGCUGAUACUGAUAAAUGUACUGUGUCUUUAAGUGAUCAUGAUAUGGGUUCUGGUGACACUGAUAAAUGUACUAUGCUUGAAAAUGAUCACGAUAUGGGUUCUGCUGAUACUGAUAAACAUACUGUGUCUCUAAGUGAUCAUGAUAUGAUAUCUGCUACUACUGAUAAAUGUACUGUGUCUGAAAGUGAUCAUGAUAUGGGUUCUGCUGAUACUGAUAAAUGUACCGUGUCUCUAACUGAUCAUGAUAUGGGUUCUGCUGAUACUGAUAAAUGUACUAUGUCUGAAAGUGAUCAUGAUAUGGGUUCUGCUGAUACUGAUAAAUGUACUGUGUCUGAAAUUGAUCAUGAUAUGGGUUCUGCUGAUGCUGACAAAUGUACCGUGUCUGAAAAUGAUCCUGAUAUGGGUUCUGCUGAUACUGAUAAAUGUACCGUGUCUCUAAGUGAUCAUGAUAUGGGUUCUGAUGAUACUGAUAAAUGUACUGUGUCUCUAAGUGAUCAUGAUAUGGGUUCUGGUGAUACUGAUAAAAGUACCAUGUCUAAAAGUGAUCAUGAUAUGGGUUCGGCUGAUACUGAUAAAUUUACUGUGUCUGAAAGUGAUCAUGAUAUGGGUUCUGCUGAUACUGAUAAAUGUACUAUGUCUGAAAAUGAUCAUGAUAAGGGUUCUGGUGAUACUGAUAAAUGUACUGUGGCUCGAAGUGAUCAUGAUAUGGGUUCUGCUGAUACUGAUAAAUGUACCGUAUCUGAAAGUGAUCAUGAUAUGGGUUCUGGUGAUACUGAUAAAUGUACCGUGUCUGAAAGUGAUCAUGAUAAGGGUUCUGGUGAUACUGAUACAUGUACCAUGUCUGAAAGUGAUCAUAAUAUGGGUUCUGCCGAUACUGAUAAAUGUACUAUGUCUGAAAGUGAUCAUGAUAUGGGUUCUGGUGAUACUGAUAAAUGUAUUAUUGAUCAUGAUAUGGGUUCUGCUGAUACUGAUAAAUGUGCCAUGUCUGAAAGUGAUCAUGAUAUGGGUUCCGCUUAUACUGAUAAAUGUACUGUGUCUCUAAGUGAUCAUGAUAUGGGUUCUACUGAUACUGAUAAAUGUACCAUGUCUGAAAGAGAUCAAGAUAUGGAUUCUGCUGAUAUUGAUAAACGUACCGUGUCUGAAAGUGUUCAUGGUAUGGGUUCUGGUGAUACUGAUAAAUGUACUGUGUCUCUAAAUGAUCAUGAUAUGUGUUCUGCUGAUACUGAUAAAUGCACCAUGUCUGAAAGUGAUCAUGAUACGGGUUCUGUUGACACUGAUUAA